Molecule: messenger RNA, 285 nt
Organism: Colletotrichum lupini
Lineage: Eukaryota; Fungi; Ascomycota; Sordariomycetes; Glomerellales; Glomerellaceae
Exons: 2
Coding region: 1-285 (94 amino acids)
Source: RefSeq, a predicted model, not a curated record
AUGAUCCGUGAACUCCCUAUGAGACGGAGAGACGUCAAGAGACACGUUGCCAAGUACUCGCCGCAGCUCGGGCCGGUACUUGAUUCUAUCCUGGAGCUACUGAUACCCGCCCUGUACCUGGUCGUCUAUGCUCGUUCCCCAGUCGAGCUUACGCCAAUCAUCUCGGCCCUUGCUGAUCUGCUGUCCACCGACCGCCUCAACUUGGGAUGCCUCUUACAGCCUACGCACACCAUCUCAUUUGAACGCCUACGACGGUUCCAUAUGCACCUUGCCGAAGCUAUCUGA